AUGCGUUGCAAAGUCUGCUUUUUGCGUCACAUCAGCCUUAAAGAUUCACCAUCUAACGAGGAUGCCACUGGGGAAAAGGGUCCGCUCUUCUUCAGCUUCAGGGAGAUUAGAAACACAACACGUGACCAGCAUCCUCUCUGAACUGGGGCGUACAGGAGGCAGGACAACAUGCACUUCUGUGCCAGGUUGUCAGGGUAAGAAAGUCACAGAUGAAGUCUCAGGACCAAGACGAGGGGGUGUCAGCGAGGACAGAAAAGAGCUGCCUGAAUGGUUGGUUCGAGAGCUGCUGAGACAGAACAAGCGAAGACACACUGUCACGCUUGGAGAUGCGGCUCAAAUCAUGACACGACAACACCACAGUAUUGACUCAGCUCGCACACUCUGCAGUCUCAAGCCUGACAGCACAUCGGGCAGGACAAUCUCUCCCAGAGCCAGGGAUGGUCAUGCUUCAGGCCAAAUCUUUUCUUUCUCCAAUAAGACUGAUGAGACGAUAUCACUCGACAACCUCCAGAAAUUAAAACUGGCAUUUGAGGAAUUUGAUGCGGGUGGCUUGAGAUCCAUUAAUGCAAAGAACUUUGCACGUAUUGUGAAGAAGUGUCUGGCUUUGCCCGAGACAAGCAACGCGCAGAUUCAAGGGUUAUUUAAGAAGAUUGAUUAUUCAGGCCAAGGGAGAAUUUCAUGGGGUGAGUUCUGCACACACGUGAUGCAGGAGUACAAAGAGAAGCAGGAAUCUGCGAAACGCAGUAAGCAGGUGGCUUUCAUUCUGCCUGCCACCAUGAAGCCGCUGUGUCACGGCAUUCCCAUCAUCAACAUCCACUCCACCAAUGAUGGCACCACCAUCACAGUGCGAGAAGACGGGGUUGUUUGCUGCUGGAGCCCUGAACUUAAACAGCUGAAGACCAAACACAUGUUUAAUGAAGGGCCUGCAAACAGGAAGUCAAAAUGGGCAAGUGAUUUUACCCUGAUGACAGAGUUCAACAAGCUGAUGGUCGGAACAGGGGACAGAGAGAUCCAGCUUUAUGAGCUCUCCACUCUGGAGCCUUAUUGCCAGAUCAAUGCAUUAGACACAGUGCCUUUGACAUUAGACUGCGGCUUCACCAGCCCUGAUAAAUGUUGUAUUCUGUACGGAGAUGCUGAGGGAUGUGUGACUAUCAUUUUAAUAUCCUCUGCUGGAGAUACCCUCAGAUUAUGGAAUAAAUUACCAAAGACUGAAAAUAUGCCCAGCAUAGCAGUUGACAAUGCGGUGCUUUCUCCGAAUGUGACAUUUGUUAGAUGGAAGGUUCAUCAGGACUGGAUAACACAGGUGAAAUACUUUAAGUCUUUUCAAGCUGUUGUCUCCUCAUCAAAUGAAGAAUCUUCCUCCCUCGUUAUAGGCUGUGUGCUGCCGUUAACGGAUGCUGAGCAGCAGUUGAAUGAGAUCAGAGAGGCCUGCUACGAAGGGAAAACCAAGAAGAUCCAUCUGAGCUGGACCCCACAGCUCCGGGCAUCAUGUGACCAGACAGUUUUCAGCAUCUACAAAGGUGUCAAGACCUUUGACCUUUGUCAGAAGCACAGUCUGAUGAUCACUGGAGGCAUGGACAGACUGAUACGCAUGUGGAACCCACAUUUUUCUGGGAAACCAACUGGUAUUUUGAAAGGCCACUCUGCUCCCAUCGUCUACCUCCGCAUCCUCUCAGAGGACAGUCAGAUCUUCUCUGUCUCUGUAGACAGCACUGUGAAAAUUUGGGAUAUUCAAGAUCAGUGUUGCCUGUUUACAGCAGACCCCAAAGCCAGCGGGAUUCACGGUGACAUAUCUGCAUGCUCGUAUUCCUCUGCUCUGAAAUCCCUGCACAUAGCAGCAGACUGUAUGGCUGUGCUCUCCCUGAAGAUAAGGCCACGGCUUCACAGGCGUCUGAAUGUCUCACAUAAUGAGCCUGUAAUGUGCUGCGGCUACAGUGAGGAGUUUCGUCAAGUUGUCAGCUGCACUGAGGGAUCUGUGGUGAAGGUCUGGGACUUUGACACUGGACAUCAGGUUUUUGAGUUUGGUGGCACAAAUGACCUGUCUGCCAUCACCUGCAUGACUUUUGACCCUAAAGGGAGGAGACUCGUCACAGGAGGAAGAGACGGUUGUUUAAAGAUCUGGAACUUCAACAAUGGGAAGUGCCUAAAGACUCUCAAGAGGGAUGGUGUACGUAACGAAGUGUGUGACUGCAUCUUUCUUCAAGUUCACAGGAACCUCUAUGUGAUGUCUGUCGGCCGGGAUCGGAAGAUUGACAUUUACUCAGACGUACCUGAGGACCUUCAUCAUGUCCAGAGGCCACAGCGUUCAUGGCAGGAUGAUCUGAAAAAUGGCCAUAAGGAGGACAUCCUUUGCGUGGUGCAAUGUCCCCCAUCUCUUCUAGCCACCAGCAGCUAUGAUGGAGAGAUUAUAGUGUGGAACGUGGUUUCUGGAUGUAUACGGUGUCGAUUUGUCAGCCCUCUUCUGCCUGAACAUCAAAAUGUUGAAGGACUGGAUACAAGCGUUCCAAGCAUCAUUUUUCUUAAGAACUCCAAGUUACAGCAGUUUUGCUCGGCUACAGCUUUGCUGUCGUCUGGAGCAAUGGGCUGUUUAAAUCUCUGGAACGUGCUCAAUGGAGGAAAAUUUGUGGGCAGCUUCAAAGCUUCUAGAUUCCAACAAAAGAUUACAAAACUGGCUAAAACAGAAAAGGACACGUUGCUGUACGCUGCAGACCGAAUUGGUUAUAUCUAUGUGUACAACAUGGAGAAGUUCGCCCCAGAGCAGAAAUCACUUAGAGCUGAAAACUACUGGCGUGCCCACACCGGCAGAAUUACUGGCCUGCAGAUUGUUGACAAUGAUCAAGUAGUGCUUACCUCAUCCACUGACUACACUGUGCGGCUUUGGAGUGCACAUGGAGAAUUCAUAGGGACCUUUGGGCAGCCUCAGAGCUGGAGCGUCCACGUCUCCUCUUCGUGGAAACAUCCUGCUGUCCCCUAUGAGAUUUUGAUUGAUCCUGUGAGUAUGCCCAAUCAUGAAAUGCUGAACCUAAAACCACGUCUUUCUGAUGCCAUCAAUCCUGACAAGACUGAAGCUCAUAGAGGUGAACUAAAGUCAGAGACACACAGUAAGCUGAAACUUCCCCCAACAUCCAUCAGUGACACAGCCACUGAGGAAGAUUAAAAGCACGUUUUACCCAGAGGAACACAAAACUGGGCUCUGUCAUGAGACUGUCAGGCACACUAACAAGCUAUCAAAGCACUGCAUGCUGAAAGGCCUUAAUACUGUGGAGCCACCAGUGUAAGACCUGACCUCUCAUAAGCUGCACUGAGGAACUGGAGUCAACUGAAAAACAUGAAUCUGUAUUGAUCAUAACUGGGAAACUGGGUCAUUGCAGCAUCCAAUAUUAUAAAGACACAGCAAGGAAAAUUCUAAAGGAAUGAAAUAAUAGUGAGAAUAAGGGCUAUAUGUAAUCAUACCCAAUAAGCUUUUGCAACAACAGAUCAUGUGAUAUAACACAAUGGAUUAAAUAAAUCUGUGAAAACCACAGAGUGUAUAAUAUAAUGUAGCUUCCAUGGUGCCACCCAUUGGUUUGCAUACCCCCGUUUUUAAGCAUGAGCCCCCACACUGUCUGAUCAAGGUUGGAAUAUUGCGACGCUAUACUGUUUCGCCAUUCUGCAUAUAAGGUAUGAUCAGGGACUGGGGGGACAGAGUUGUCUUGCCUUUAAUCUACCACGGAAUGUUGUAACAGCGCCAAAACGGUGUCUGCAGCUAAUAGCAGUUAGUGGCUAACUGAAAGAAGAAGAACAGUGACUGAAAAUGUCCACAACUUAGUAAAAACAACGAGGUCUGGGGGCUCCUUAUCGUCCAACCAGAAGACGAGAUCAGCUGCCAUACAACAUGGAUGGUAAAUGACUGUUUUUUACAUGUUAACACCAUUGUUAUUGUUUAUAAAUCGCUACUGACGUGUUUGUUACA
Epinephelus fuscoguttatus (brown-marbled grouper) is the source of this 3952-nucleotide messenger RNA. It is a transcript of the gene wdr95, whose product is annotated as WD40 repeat domain 95. Gene Ontology annotation, molecular function: calcium ion binding; protein binding. Lineage: Eukaryota; Metazoa; Chordata; Actinopteri; Perciformes; Serranidae. The transcript is spliced from 31 exons. The record is from RefSeq and is a predicted model, not a curated record. Bases 62 to 3157 code for a protein of 1031 amino acids.